Messenger RNA from Hyalella azteca, 3566 nucleotides. RefSeq lists its product as uncharacterized. The transcript has 18 exons. Lineage: Eukaryota; Metazoa; Arthropoda; Malacostraca; Amphipoda; Hyalellidae. The record is from RefSeq and is a predicted model, not a curated record. The coding region runs from base 160 to 2649 and encodes 829 amino acids.
AAAAGCAACCUCGUUAGUGUGUGCGAGUGUCUACAACAGGGAACACGUCCCAUUUUUCAGUUUUGAGUAAAAAAUUCGGUGUAGGAAAGCUAUUUUAUAUCAUCGACUGGAUAAAUUUUCGUGGGCUACAAUAACUGACCGCAUCCUAACAGAAACAUCAUGAGGUGGUGGACACUAGCGGCGCUGCUCGUCGUGUGCGUCGCGGCGCAGGAUACCGCAAACUUCAAUCACUACCCGUGCUACGAUGUGCCGGUUGAGAAUAGGAUGCCCAACACCCUCGACAACCUCGUCGCCCUGCUGGAGAAAUACGAGCGAACCACUUCUUACACCAACAUCGACACUCUGGCCGAGAUGAUCAUCAAAAGAUAUCGCACGAACGGCAUGGUCUACCGACCCAAGUCUGGUAUGAUCGAGGCCUGGGUGCUUGGGGAGGUGGAUAAGGAGACCGAAAAGGAAAAAAUUACUGAAAAAAUCACUCGGCCUACUGAAGAUUUUCCCCCCGGAACUUUUGACGGCAGAGAAGAGUGUGGUCUACACAUGCUCAUGUCGCACAGCACGGACACGUAUCCGUUCGACCACGCAGAUGACGUUUGGGACGGCACAAUAAGCCGCAAAAACCGCGGCGAUAAGAGCAGCGGAUCUUCUUCUUCCUCAUACAACACUAAGACGUUGGGAAGAGUUCGAAGAGACGACCCGCCUAAGAACACCCGAGGGCUCGAUCAGUUCGAGCCAGCGGUGCACGCCACUGAGUUGGGCGUCAUGGAGACACCGUACGGUCCGGUGGCGGCAGGGACUCUCAUCGCUGGUCUGGCGACUAUUGGGACAAACCCGUCCGCGUCCGUGUCAACGGUUCUGCAAUCGGAUGCGGAAAACCUGCCCCCAGGGAUGGAAAGCAAGAGCAUCAAGGGCAUUUACGCCUCGACUUUGUCCGGUGAUCUCGCACAGGUGGCUCUGAUGUCGACGAGGUCAGAAACCAAUAAUGCUGUGUACGUUGGUCCCCCGGGUCGCUACUACACCAGCACCACGUGUUCUAAAUUCUACUCCCUAGAAACUAACAAAUAUUCUCUACUCUCACGCGCCGAACUCUUCGCUGGCAUUGAUGCGUUGCUGUUCAAGUACGCAUACGACAAGAGCAGCUCAUCCUUCAGUAACAUGAAGCUGUCGCAGUUACUUCGUCUUUACUACAGCGAAAAAGGGCUGCCCAACAUGCCUGAAUUUAAGGCGUGUAACCGACUUAGUCUUUACUCACUGCUGGACAGGACUGAAAUUCAAGACCAGGCUCUGAACUUCAUGUACGCUUACCAAAGCGUGUUUCCUACCAUCAAGGAUAAGGUGGAAAUGGCCGAGACUUUAUCGGAGAUUGAAACAGAUUUCAAGCAGUUAUUGAGUCCUGCUUUCAAGGGAAUGGAGGAUUUUAUAAAGAGCUACAGAUACGACGACGAAGGCUACAACCAAUGCUUGUACGGCUCCUCGACCACAAGCGGCGGCUUCGGCAGCUCAGUGCUGAGUAACGACUUGCCAGCCAGCGAGGGAAUGGCGGACCUCAUCGCCGUCUACUCCGGCCAGGGUGGAAACGAUGACGCAAGGAACCAGCGACAAAUGAUCGCGGACGUGGCGAGACGCUUGGGUGUUAGUUACAGUCGCUCCAGGCUGGGCGUGGUGAGAGGUCAGGACGGUCAGUGGCUCCUCGAACUCACCAACCUUACCAACGUCGGGGACUGGGCAUGCAACUUCACCUCCGACACAACGCUCUCGGUCGGCGGCACGGACAGCAUCAGCAAGGUGUUGUCUUCUCUCACGAAGUUCUACACGCAGCAGUACGACAAAGCCAAAUCCGACUUGGAAACUUCGAGUGGCCGAAGUCAGGUGAUCUUGUGGCAGGUGUACGGCUCCCAGCCUGGAGACGUCAAGAACGAAACUGUGGAGUUCAGGAAAAAGUUUCCAGAUGUGAGGAUCAUCUUUGUGGGUCGUAACCAAGCCCCUUACCAGGACCUCCUUCGUUUCGAAGACGACUUCAUUUUAGACAACGGCAAGUCUGUGCCCGAUUUGGUAAACCUGGGAUUGAACGCCGUAGUGACUAGUCCAAGAUUCUUCAUCUAUCCUGCCUGCGACCCCAACAACAGCAGCAACACCUACAAUUACCAGGAGUCGAAUCAUAACUACAAGGGGGCAGUCACGCCUAACUUCACAACCUACAUCAUCAUCCCGGCGCAGAACUUUCACUACUCCGAAGAAUUCGAAUUGAAGGUGACUGGCGGCGUUCGUACUUGCUUUAGCCGUACUAAUCAUUACGCUCUUGAGAACAAGAAAGCUGACACCGUUGAGCCAUACCUCAAAAUUAAGCCAAAUGACGAUACUUUGAUUUGUGUUGGAGGCCCCAAUGACGAAGAAGAAGAUACUGCUACCUUCAAGUGGCCUUGUGACCGCAACGUGACCGAGUGCAACCCUGUCUUCAUGUCCAUCACCGGCCUCAGCACCAGCUCCUCCACGGGCAGCUGCGUGUCCACAGGGAGCGACAGCACUCUGUGCGAGUACCCCCACCAGAUCAAGUACGAGCUGACCCACAAGGGCAUGAUUUGCGGUGCGUCAUCCGCGGCUCCAGCUCUUCUGCUGCUCGUGCUCGCCAUUGUACAGCACUACUUCCGCUAAAACUUCAGUAAAUUACGAAACACUCGCACAAAUUUAUUACAAAUUCCAUUCCUACCUGUACCAUGAUACCAAAAAAUUAUGCCCAGAGCAGCUUUCAUUAAUUUCUUUCUAUUUCUUGUACUAACUGACUGAAGAAGUUUAUGUUUACAAAUUCAAUUGAUAAACAUUUCUUGCUAAGUCUAAUUUGACAACACUUAUGCUCAUAUUUAAAGCUUCAUUACUGCACCAAACUUCAUGUUUUUGUUGCAAAGUUUUUUCUGUUUAUUUACUCAUCUUUCGUGAGUUACACCCUCACUUUAUCUGCUUUCCAAAGCCAAGAGGAAGUUUGCGCUCUCUAUUCUUAACAAACGUUGUUGCUCAAUAGUUUUUCGUGAUUUUCAUUUACGAUGAAAUGUGAUCCAGGGCUAAUUAUAACUACAACUGUUGGACAUAGACAGCGGCGGCGAAAAAUUCGAAAAAAUGGAUAUUGAUUGUUGAAUAAUUAAUGUGUGGGGAACUUCUACAAUUAAAUUUUAUGAUUUACUGACAGGUAGAAAUAACUGCGACGUUUAGUGCAUGGUACUAUUUCUUAUUGCGCUUAUUUCAUUGAAAUAUUUUCUAACCCGCUUGUGGUUCAAAACAAAAUAGAUUAACUAGUAAAAGUAGAUUUUAUAUAACUUAAGUUAAGAACAUUAAGUAAAAUCAUAUGGAUUGCAUUAUUUAGAGCAAAUGAAAUUUGACUAUUGUAAGAGAAUUGUAUGGAUAUACAAUUAAUUUAAUUGGUGUUGUUUCGAUUAUUUUUUAUACUGAUUAUCAAUGAGAGACAUUCAGAGUUAAAGUUGCAUAUAACAUAUUUGAACUGAUUAUUGAACAGGAGUGAAGUAGGAAACUAAAACAAAUGUUCAACUUGAUUUUAUAGAAUAAAUGAUAGAGAUUUG